This is a messenger RNA of Sebastes umbrosus (honeycomb rockfish), 940 nucleotides long. RefSeq names its product sodium/potassium/calcium exchanger 1-like. The transcript is spliced from 3 exons. Lineage: Eukaryota; Metazoa; Chordata; Actinopteri; Perciformes; Sebastidae. The record is from RefSeq and is a predicted model, not a curated record. The coding region runs from base 1 to 813 and encodes 270 amino acids.
AUGACCUCAUCACUGCUGCUGCACCGCCACUCCUUCAAUCACUCCUUCUUUACCUUCUUUACCUUCUUUACCUUCUUUACCUGUGUGUCUGAACUUGCCCGUCAGGACGAGACUCCUUCAGGAGAGCCUGGUGCUGAAGAAGCUGAAGGUGCUGAAGGUGCUGAAGAAGCUGAAGGUGCUGAAGAAGCUGAAGAAGCUGAAGGUGCUGAAGGUGCUGAAGAAGCUGAAGAAGCUGUAGGUGCUGAAGAAGCUGAAGAAGCUGUAGGUGCUGAAGAAGCUGAAGGUGCUGAAGAAGCUGAAGAAGCUGUAGGUGCUGAAGAAGCUGAAGGUGCUGAAGAAGCUGAAGAAGCUGUAGGUGCUGAAGAAGCUGAAGAAGCUGUAGGUGCUGAAGAAGCUGAAGGUGCUGAAGAAGCUGAAGGUGCUGAAGGUGCUGAAGAAGCUGAAGGUGCUGAAGAAGCUGAAGGUGCUGAAGAAGCUGAAGGUGCUGAAGGUGCUGAAGAAGCUGAAGGUGCUGAAGAAGCUGAAGAAGCUGAAGGUGCUGAAGGUGCUGAAGAAGCUGUAGGUGCUGAAGAAGCUGUAGGUGCUGAAGAAGCUGAAGAAGCUGUAGGUGCUGAAGAAGCUGAAGAAGCUGUAGGUGCUGAAGAAGCUGAAGGUGCUGAAGAAGCUGAAGAAGCUGAAGGUGCUGAAGGUGCUGAAGAAGCUGAAGGUGCUGAAGAAGCUGAAGAAGCUGAAGAAGCUGAAGGUGCUGAAGAAGCUGAAGGUGCUGUAGGUGCUGAAGAAGCUGAAGAAGCUGAAGGUGCUGCAUCUCUCUGAGUAUUAACCUCAUGAUUAGUUCAGCUUGGUUCCUCUUUACCAUCUAACACAUUACACAUUAAACAUUAGGAAACAUUAUUGAACAUUAGUGAACAUUAGGAAACAUUAGGAAAUAUUAGUGAACAUU